UCCAAGGUAUACAGGUGAUUCGUACUAUAUCAAUGACUACCGGUACAUACACAUGCUCUCUGUCUUGGCAUUGGAGUAGAGAUCUUGUUAAUUAUUCAUAUUCUAUGCGUCUAAUAAGAAAGAAGAUAUAAAGACUACGAGACUACCUAUACUUAGUAACAAACCUCACUCACCGCCCACUAUCGAUAAAGAUUAUACUACACCUACUACGUAGGUACCUGAGAAAUACAGCCAUCCGUACUCUCCUCUAAAGUCCACGGAUCUCCUCCAUGCUUGAUGCAUAAGGAAUUCAAGCCUUCGAAGAAUGCAUGUGGCGCAAAGCAACAAUAAAGACAACAAGCAACGACAAUACCCUUUCCCGACUCGAUAAACGCAUCUCGGACUUCAGGUCCAUUUAUUCUUUGAUCUCCUUUCAUUCAACUUUCUUUGAACAUUCCCCGUUCACGUAUCUCGGGUCCCAGAGCAUUUCUUGUCGUUUCCCGUCUCCCUUUCAACCACCCAAACCUUUAAAGAAUACGAUUUAAUUGAAUUCGACAUCCAGCUCCUCCAUCGUAGAACAGAAUGCUCCAGCGGCAUUUUGAAAAUCUAUAACCAUGAGUCCAGCGGCCAUCGGUGGCGCCCACUUGCGAACUACCUCGAUCAAUGGAACUGGGCCAAUCAACAACACAAAGAAAGAUGGCGUUAAUGGUAAUGGCACUAUGAAUGCCAAUAUUCGAAUGCUACCGCACCUAGACGAUCUGGUGAAUGCGAAACCACUUGUCGAUAGACAGUCCUCGUUACGAAAGUUGCUGGAAGCUGGCGAAGAAGCUGCGAAACAUGCGGAAACUUACAUAGACUUUAAACGCCUGGAUUUAGCUCUUCAACAGUACAUCAUAGCCUUUACAAUAGCCGUGGAAUAUAUUCCUCAGAGUCCGCAUUAUCCAGAUCUAAGGAGUAGGUCGGAUUACACUCGAUUAUACGCUGGCCUGCAGAAACGGCUCAAUACACAACAUGGUAAAUUCGAGGAAGUCAAGAAAACAAUCAAGGAGGAUAAUACAAGGACCGGAGUCAGCCCAUCUAGUUUACUUCCAUAUAAUGGACAAUCUGUCCCUGGAAAUACCAAUAACACCGCAUUCAAGCCAACCAUAUCCGAUGCCAAUAGCAACCCAACCAAUAAAAGGAUUGAACCCCGCCAAAAGCCAGUGAUACAACCAAAACCACAAGGGCUUCAUGGAAAUUCGAUACAAAUAGCAAAUGGGACAUCAUCCAGUCUGCCCAGCUCAUCCGAGAGUGACUUGGCUGCAAGAUUCGCCCGUCUGAGGAGUCCAAAUACUACGGCCCCUACUCAAGAUCCUAGGAUUAGGACUCAACAAAUUACUAUUCCAGACGAAACCAGAAUAGAUCAAAAGCCAACCAAUCCAACAUCGCAGUACAAGCAAAAUGGGAGUAUAUUGCGGCCCCUUGGCCCAAGAGAAAUGCCAAUGAGUCCAGCAACUCUCAAGACAGAGAAACCCAUCCUUGACAUGGAUACAAGUGUUCCCAUGAUGCCGAGAAUGCCGGAUGCGAUCUAUAGUCCAGCACGUAGUACAGACGUGGUUUCGACCAACAGCCAACCGCCACUGUUAUCUCGAGGGUCUUCCUACUUUAACGGGAAAAGAGAGCCUUCUAGUUCAGUUGCAAAAGUCUCUCGCAAUCGAAUUGUAGUUGACGAUGCAACUGAUUAUUUCUCAAACUCUGAGGUCAGUAAUUACACAUUUGAUCAUGGUCAUCCUGAGCCUGAAACCCGGAUUGACAAGCCAUCAAUACCCAAUGCUACAACUAUUACUGCCGAGCAGCUUCAUGGUUUUCUCAAAAUGGGCUCUAAAACCUUGAGUGUCUUGAUCGUGGAUAUUAGAAGCAGAGAAGAAUUCAAUGAGGGGCACAUCAUGGCCUCAUCGAUCAUUUGCAUUGAACCUAUAGCCCUACGAAAAGACAUGUCCGCAGAAGAUCUUGGAGAAGGAAUUGUUUUAUCUCCUGAAUCGGAACAAAGGUUGUACGAUCAGAGGCAUACAUUUGACUUGAUAGUCUAUUACGAUCAAUCCUCGAUGCCCAUAAAUACAGAACAUGUUCCAGGCGAACCUCUUAAUCAUUUGCAACACUUUAGUAAAAUUAUUUACGACCAUGCUUACGAUCACCGAUUAAAGCGACGACCGAUGUUACUUGUUGGCGGUCUAGACUCUUGGAUAGACCUCUUUGGGCCGAAUGUAUUAAAGAGCGAAAUUCCUGGCAAUAAAUCUCUGGUCAAGAACAAAAAACAUGACCAUCAAGGCUUGGGUCGAGUUUCUAUAGCGCGAAGAGGUUUGGUCGCAAAAAAAACACCUAGAUUACGAACUUUAUCAGCGGCAGAGGAAGAGAAAUGGGAUCAGGCUUUAAAACAACAUUCCGAUGAUGAGUCACCUGCUCAGGACUCCGCCAUGGACGAAUCUUAUUAUGCAAGAACUACCGAGGACUUUAUGAGGAGAUACCCAGAGCUUCCAUCAGUCAAGCAAUCCAUGGCACCGCCAUCAAUGCCCAGGUCAUUACCUCUCUAUGAUGGAUCAAAAAUUUCAGCCCCACCAACUCGUCCGCCACCAGCUCUACCACGGCAGAGAUCUAAUGGCAUUUUCGAACAGAUACCCUACAAGAAUCAUACCAUGACAGGAGGAAAUUCCAGCGCUCCUCCCGCGAUAGAUCCUGGUCUCUGUGGUUUAAGAAAUAUCACGGGUGGUCUCUGUUACAUGAAUGCCGUUGUCCAGGCCAUUGGUUCGUCGCCAGGAAUAAGGAACAUGUUUAUUAAAUUUCAAUAUCCUUGUAUUCCGGAAGUCCCGAAAAAACCAGGCGAAGAUAGCCCUCCGAGGCUGUUGAUGACCCGAGCUCUGCGCAGCUUGCUACAACAUAUGUGGUGUGGAAAGUACGACGAGAUUGUUCCAAGAAUGUUUCAACAAUAUGUCCAUGCAACCGCCGUUGGCCAUGAAGGUUACAUAGGUCUUGAUCAGUCUCGCGUUAGUGGCACUGAUCACAGACCCGAUACAACUUUCGGAACUGCUAGACAGCAUGAUGCCAACGAGUUUUUAGCUUGGCUUUUUGAUGUUAUCAUGGAUGAACAGAAUAUCCAUCGUGACAAGACUGGACUGUUAGGUGAUGUCUCAACUUUUUCGCCAAAGGAGAAAAGUGAAUUGCCGAGAACUCAAAAUUGUCGCGAAGGAUAUGAAAGAGCCCUUGAAACGUUGAAUUCGCCCCUAGCAAAACUUGUCUGUAAUCAAAAGAUGUAUGAGAUAGUUUGUCAGACUUGUAAGGACACUAGCGUGACCUCGGAUAUGCUCUCUCCUAUAAUAUAUCUAGGGGUUGAUCCCAACGGAGGACCAAAUCAGAAUUUGCACUCUCUGCUUCGGACCUAUUGUCUCACUGAGGAGAGAACAGAAUUGGAUUGCGAUGGAUGUGGUGUCACACACUCGCGCACCAAAAUCCAGAGGCAGCUCUUUUCUAGUCUCCCGGACUACCUCGUCAUUCCUUUCAAGAUAGCUCAAAUGGCUGGCGAAGUACAGGCUAAUCGCUUAAAUGUUCAAGUGAGCUUUCCACUGGUUCUUGAUAUGGCAGAAUACACAUGGCUAUCACAGAGAGACGGAUACUCAGAUCGAGUUCUUCCUCAUCAGAGACCACCAUUCUUAUACGACUGUUAUGCCGCGGUACAACACAGUGGAUCGACGGAAUCUGGACACUAUUGGUCUUUGGUCCGUAGGAUAGACCCGAAUAACAGGUGGACCGACAAUUGGCACGAGUUCAAUGAUAGUAGAGUGAUACCAGGUAAAACUUUUGCUGAUACACAAAGCUAUCGAACUGUUAUGGUCUUUUACCGUCGUCAAGGCGCUGCUUGAUAUCUAUGUCAAUUCGCUACUUUCAGCAAUGGAGUCAUGGUUUACAAAGUUUGGCGUCAUGGGAGGGGCUCAACUCAAUGGAGAUGUAUGUAGAGCAAGGCGUUGGUUAUAUAGUUGGAAAGCUCGAUGCGGGGAAGGGAAAUGGGAAGGGAAAUGGAAACGAACAAUGUUUAUAUGCGACCGGUUGGAGCCUUUGGAAGCGAAGAUGCAAAUAUUGUUUACAUGAAUGAAUGAAUGUUACAACAGUUUUUUUUUACAACAAGUAUGAAUUGAAUUGAUACAAGGUAGAUUUAUUCUUGAUGUAUGUGAAAAUAAUAUUGUUAUAUAGUUUUCAUUUUUAUAAUU
Molecule: messenger RNA, 4217 nt
Organism: Botrytis byssoidea
Lineage: Eukaryota; Fungi; Ascomycota; Leotiomycetes; Helotiales; Sclerotiniaceae
Exons: 2
Coding region: 594-3872 (1092 amino acids)
Biological process (GO): protein deubiquitination
Molecular function (GO): cysteine-type deubiquitinase activity
Source: RefSeq, a predicted model, not a curated record